CUGGUGUGACGUUAAUGUGGUGGCUAUCAAUUUGUCAUGGCGGAGGACUGGGGAGGAGGAACAGGAGGCGGAAUAGAAGGAGGAGUUCCCCCCCCCACAGUCAGAGCUUUCUCACAGCCGCAUUCCGGCGCAUAGCACCGGCGCACAGCGCAGCACAGUCCCGGGCCGAGUCACUGUAUAGACAGGCGAGAACGGAAAGUUUCCGCUUGUGUUUUUUUUUUUGUUGUUGUUGUUUUUUUAACACGACGACGGUGUGAUGGUUCCUUUCUUUUACUCUUCUUCUAAGAGGAACCCCAAGAGAAGAUUUAUGUCCACUUUGUAAGUCCGACCUCCUCAUCCUCCUGCGUUGGUGCACCAUGGUGAUCAUGUCAGAGAACAGCCGGGGGCCCCAGCCCAGCGGGCCUCAGGCAAGGCCCUUGCAGGUGGGCUUCUACGAGAUCAUCCGCACCCUGGGCAAAGGCAACUUUGCGGUGGUGAAACUGGCCAAACAUAAAGUCACAAAAACACAGGUGGCUAUAAAGAUAAUCGACAAGACGCGACUAAAUUCGUCCAAUUUGGAGAAAAUCUACAGGGAAGUGCAGAUUAUGAAGCUGCUCAACCAUCCUCACAUCAUCAAACUCUAUCAGGUCAUGGAGACCAAAGACAUGCUGUACAUCGUGACAGAAUAUGCAAAGAACGGGGAGAUGUUUGAUUACCUGACCUCAAACGGCCGCAUGAGUGAAGACGAAGCGCGGAAGAAGUUCUGGCAGAUUCUCACGGCGGUGGACUAUUGCCAUCGGCACCACAUCGUCCACCGCGACCUCAAAACCGAGAACCUGCUGCUGGAUGGCAACAUGAACAUCAAACUGGCCGAUUUUGGAUUUGGCAACUUCUACAAUGCAGGGGAGCCUCUGUCGACAUGGUGUGGCAGCCCCCCUUAUGCGGCCCCCGAAGUCUUUGAGGGCAAGGAGUAUGAAGGUCCUCAACUGGACAUUUGGAGCCUCGGUGUGGUGCUUUACGUUCUCGUGUGCGGCUCGCUUCCCUUCGACGGACCCAGCCUUCCCACACUCAAACAGAGAGUCACCGAGGGACGCUUCAGAAUCCCUUUCUUCAUGUCUCAAGACUGUGAAAACCUGAUCCGGAAGAUGUUGGUGGUGGACCCGGCCAAGAGGAUCACUGUGGCCCAGAUCAAGCAGCACCGCUGGAUGCUGGCAGACCCCUCAGCGGCCCUCCAGACCUUGAGCCACUCCUUGACCGAGUACAACUCCAACUUAGGGGACUACAGUGAACCCGUGCUGGGCAUCAUGAACACCCUGGGGAUUGACCGCCAGAGGACCAUUGAGUCUUUGCAGAGCAGCAGUUACAAUCACUUCUCGGCCAUCUACUACCUGCUGCUGGAGAGGGUCAAAGAGCAUCGGAACCAGCAGCUGAGCAGGCAAUGCGGAAGCUGGAACCAAAGACCCAGAAGCAUCUCCGACACCACCGGAGCGGAGCAAAUAGUCAUGAAGUCCGGCGACUGCUUCAGAACGGCGCCGUUCUCGAUUCCAGCCAAAAACUCCCAAGCUGCUCCGGUCUACUUGGAGAUGGAGUGCGACCAAGGUGGAUUGUUCCAGCGUGUGGUCUUCCCGGUGGAGGCCAGCCUCAACCGACUGUUGUGGAACCGCUCCAUUUCGCCCAACAGCCUGCUGGAGACCAGCAUCAGCGAGGAGGUGCGACCCCGCGACUUGGAGGAGGAGGAGGCGGCACAAAGUCUCGGCCCUCUGCUGCCCCCCGCCGCCACCACCUCCCGCCGGCACACUCUGGCCGAGGUCCACUCUGCCCGUUUUCACCAGUGCAACCCUCCAUGUAUUGUGGUCAUUCCCACCGACGGCGCCUCGUCUGACAGCUGUCUGAAGUCCUCAUCCAGUCCCGCCCCCGCUCUGCAGGCUCCUAUGGGUGACAUGUCAACACCUCCGGCCUGCAGGACUAAAGAGGGGGCCCUCCUGCCUGCCGGCGCCCCCCUGGCCCUCUCCUCCCACCUCCUGCCCCAAGUCCAGGGGAGCCUUCCCGCCGCUACCUUCCAGGAGGGUCGCAGAGCCUCCGACACCUCCCUGACACAAGGCCUCAAAGCUUUCCGCCAGCAGCUGAGGAAAAACACUCGCACCAAAGGGCUCCUGGGAUUGAACAAGAUCAAGGGUUUGACGAGGCAGGUGGCUCCGCCCCCGUCCUCUAACCGGGGCAGCCGCGGCUCCCUGGGCCCCGCCCUUUCUGAGCAUCGCAGCAUGCUGGAGGAAGUCCUGCAUCAGCAGCGGAUGCUGCAGAUCCAGCACCAGCCGCACCAACCUCAGGGCCAGGCUGCUCAGGCAGGACCUACCCAGAAUCCUCUGCUGUUCCUGUCCCAACCGCAGUCGUCCUCUCCUCCGCCUACUUCAGUGUUCGCUCCCUCCCCGUUAAUUGAGGCCUCUGGCCUCCUCCAGAGCAAGCCUCAGCACACACUGCCUCCUUCGCCGGUGGUCCUGCAGCACGGCCUCUGGCAACAGGGCCUGGAGCCCACCAUCACCGCCGCCUCCUCUCUGUCACCCGUGGCCUCUGCCGCUUACCUCCUGGAGGCCCGUCUGCACAUCAGCCCGCAUGUCCAACACCACCACCACCACCACCACCACGUGGGCUUACAACAGCCGGGUGCCGCACACUUCGCCAGCAACAAGCCUGCCGCGUGGGGCGUGGGCUCGGGCGUGGGCUCCAGUGUGGAAGCCGACAUGCAGAAGCCACUGAGCAGCUGCGUGAUGGUCAAAUAAGAGCACCCAAAUAAGAUGAAGAACAAGAGGAUGAGGACAUCAUAUAAGCUAAAAGAGCAAUAACCAAACUCUGCACAGAGAAGCAAUAACAGACUUGAAACCAGGAAGACACCAUCUUUUUUUUAUAGUCCUGGAGUGAGGACCAAAACAAAUCUUCACGUGUCUUCUCGCCUCUUCUGGCUGGCGCCGUGCAAUUCACACGAUUACUAGGAUGAAACUGUGAUCUCUUUUUCUUUUUUAUUUUAAUGUGCAAGCUGUGCAAAUGCUGCUUUUUUUGUACCUCAAAAGACACCCUCAUCAGCCUGCAGAGAAGGAGCAUCGCUUUUAGUCAGCAAAGCACAACGGCAACACGUACUCUGCAUCCGGCGUGUCAUCAAUACCCUCUCUUUUAGUCUACUACCUCCUCAGGACAUCACAUAUUAGGACACACCUUUGUAUGCUUCGUAGAAGGCCCCCUUUUCUGUCUUACGGUGGACAAAGCAAGCAUGACUGCCAAGAGGCUCUACUCAAUUACAAUAUCGGGAGUUAAACACGUGAAAUAUAUGGAAAAAUUGCACAAAAACUACGGUAAUUUAUUUCCCAAAUUCACUGAAAUUUAAUUUUUUUGUGGAAAUAGUCCUGUUAACUCAGCACGUCAGCGGGCCAAAGCCAGUGGUGGUAACCUGCAAAGCACCUGCAAAAAUGUGGAGCACUGCUCUAUCCAAAGGAAGCAAUACCUACUCGCUAAAGCACAACUCCGCCGGGCAGCAUUAUUCUGCCUGAUACAACAAUAGCAUGAAAACAGGAGUUCAGAACAUUCACAUUUUCCCAUACUUAAAAAAACACUACUUUUAGGUAAGUUUCCCAUAGUGGAUCGCAAUAACUUACUUCCAUAACACUGGAUAGAGCCGGCGUAGCGGAUCUAGGAAAUGUAGUCCCGUCCCGAGUGCAACAUGCAACAUGCAUAGCAGGACACAACAGUGCAAUAGGUUGACACGGGAUGGUGACAGGUACGAGAUGCUUGAUUUUUCCCCCACCAUUAUUGUAGUUUUUAUUUCAACCAAAGAGUUGUCACAGUGUAGCGCAGCUCGUGCUGCUGGUUACCGUCACGUAAGCUAGCAAUAUAUCAGCGACAACUAUUAACAAGCUUUUGUUGAGAAAUCUCUGUAAGAAACAUUGCAGCGUUGAUACAGUUGCACUCACGACCAACCCUUGUGCCUUUUUAUAUGAACAAAACAAACAAAAACGUGCAAGGCCCCCCCCCCCCACACACACACAAAAUGCUCUUUGCUGUGUGUGACGAGCAAAAGCAGGAUUGCACUUUAUUCCUCUUGCUCACGUUCGUUUGUUGUCGCGACUGAAACACUAAAAGACUCUUGAUGCAAGACCCUUUUUUGAUAAAACUCUUUGGAUAAGAAGUAUUUCAUGUUGGUUUUUCCUCAUUUGUUACUUGACUGAUUGUGUGUGUGUGCGUGCGUAAGAAUGUCCUUUGGAGAAAGAUUGUUUAUUUAUGUGGCUAUUUAUUUUAAUAAAGUUCACUUGCGAAAUGCCCUCGUGGUU
This is a messenger RNA of Dunckerocampus dactyliophorus (ringed pipefish), 4295 nucleotides long. RefSeq names its product salt-inducible kinase 1 (gene sik1). The transcript has 14 exons. NCBI's taxonomy places the organism in Eukaryota, Metazoa, Chordata, Actinopteri, Syngnathiformes, Syngnathidae. Gene Ontology annotation, molecular function: tau-protein kinase activity; protein serine/threonine kinase activity; ATP binding. Bases 357 to 2756 code for a protein of 799 amino acids. Gene Ontology annotation, cellular component: cytoplasm. The record is from RefSeq and is a predicted model, not a curated record. Gene Ontology annotation, biological process: microtubule cytoskeleton organization; intracellular signal transduction; protein phosphorylation.